AUCGAAGCUUAUAGGCACAGAAGUUCUAAACAAAACAACUCUCAAUCAGAACCAGGUACCGGACUUGACCACAGACACACCUCCUCAAGAUUCACUUCUAUCGCAAGAAUAGGGGUCUACAGCAAACCCAAACAUGUCGAGAAAUAUCGACAAAAGCACCUCCCAUCACCUGGAGAGCAAGUAUUUCAGCAACCUUCGUUCCCACAACAAAAGCACCUCUGGGUAUUCGUUCCACGCUGUGCGGUACAAUCCUCGAAUCAUGAAAACUGCGCUUGCAGUGGCCAGUGAACUGUCCAAAUGCAGGUCCAGCCCAUCAGAUGUAGAUUGUGAGACGCAUGAGGACGGUCAGUCGAGGGACGAGCGGCCGUCGUGGAGCAGGAAAACCGACUUCAUUCUGUCUGUGAUCGGCUUUUCCGUCGACUUUACAACUCUCUGGAGAUUCCCCUACAUGUGUUACAAACACGGUGGAGGAGCUUUCCUUUUGCCAUAUCUCAUGAUGUUACUCAUCUUGGGGAUUCCCCUCUCCUACAUGGAGCUGGCUUUAGGGCAGUACCAGCACACCGGGGCGAUCAGUGUGUGGUUAAAAAUCUGUCCCAUGUUCUGUGGUAUUGGCUAUGGUGUUAUUGUCGUCGCUACGCUGGUCGGAUCUUAUUACAACACAAUGAUCGGAUGGUCCGUCUACUUUCUGAUAUCAUCAUUCCAGUCGGAGGUACCGUGGGGUCUGUGUAACCAGACAUGGAACACGCCAGACUGUGUCACGGCAGACAACAUUGGAGACGCCAGUAACACAAGCGUAUCGGCUGCAGAAGAAUUCUUUGACCGUCGGCUGUUGGAAAUACACCGAUCAACCGGACUAGCUGACCUGGGCCCAGUCAAAUUGUCGCUUGCUGCAUGUCUUCUUGGCGUGUUUAUCGUCAUCUACAUCUGUCUCUGGAAAGGAAUCAAAUACUCUGGACAGAUAGUGUGGGUGACGGCCACGACGCCUUACGUCAUCCUUACCAUGUUGCUGAUUCACGGCAUCACUCUGUCAGGAUCGCUGAGCGGGAUCCGACAGUUUCUCUACCCGACUUGGAACUCUCUCGUCACAUGGGAAGUGUGGACCGAUGCAGCCUCACAGAUUUUUCUGUCGCUUGGCCCUGGGUGCGGCGUUCUGUUAACACUGGCCAGUUACAACGGAUUACACAACAACUGUUUCAGGGAUGCCGUGAUAACCAGUCUUGCCAACUGUGCUGCAAGUCUACUGGCUGGUUUUGUUGUUUUCUCCGUGCUCGGCUACAUGGCGGAUCUACAGCACACCACAAUCGACAAGGUCGUAGUUGAUGGUCCUGGUCUGGUGUUUGUGGCGUACCCCCAGGUCAUCGCCACCUUCGCUGGAUCCCAUUUCUGGGCUGUCCUCUUCUUCUUCAUGCUCAUCGCGCUUGGUCUGGACAGCUCGUUUGGACGCUUGGAAUGUACGGUCAUGGCCAUGUGCGACCACUUUCCAAAUGUGAAAGCCAACAGACCGAUCGUGCUUGGAGUUCAACUGGGUCUCUGCUUCUUAAUUGGGCUUUCAACUGUAACUUAUGGAGGCGCCUACGUCGUCCAUUUCUUGGAUAACUACGCAGCGUCUGUUGCGUUGAUCUUCUUCUGUCUACUGCAAGUGGUGGCUGUCAGCUGGCUGUAUGGCUUUGACAAAUUCUCCAUUGACAUACACACUAUGUUGGGUUCUAAGCCUAGUAUAUUCUGGAAAGCGUGCUGGGUAUACAUGUGUCCAGUUACUCUGCUGGUGUUACUCGUUGUUAAGAUCAGAGGAUGUCCCAGGCUGGAACUCCGGGAUAUCCAAUACCCCGCGUGGUCGGUUUCUCUCGGUUGGUGCGUCACCUGUUCGUCAGUGUUGUGUGUCCCAGGAUUCAUGAUCUACUGGUUCAUCACAUCGAAGGGAAAUUUCAAGCAGAGAAUGCAGCGAAUGGUCUAUCCAGUUAAUUACACUAAGUACGCCCAGACAGUAACACCACGUGAUCAGUAUAAAAUCUUAAAGUCUGAACAACCAACAAAACAUGUGAAGUGGAACAUAAAUGAGAAUGAAAUAACUGAAAUUGAUGACGUCACUAGCACUAGCUACAUCAAAAUGGCGGUCACAACUUUUCAGUCCUCUUCCGAUGUGUCAGAGAAGAUAAAAAAGUCAAAAGCUACCGGCGGUGGAGCGGACGAGCGAGUUAUGUGGAACUCCAAGGCGGACUUCCUUCUCACCGUCAUCGGUUACGCCGUCGACUCCGCGAACGUCUGGAGAUUCCCCUACAUCUGCUACAAAAAUGGUGGAGGAGCCUUUCUCAUUCCAUAUCUGUUGAUGUUUUUCUUCGUGGCACUGCCCCUUUUCUACAUGGAACUGGCCCUAGGGCAGUUCCAGCGCGCUGGGGCGAUGAAUAUUUGGUUAAGAAUCAGUCCCAUGUUCAGUGGUAUGGGGUGGGGCGUGUGUGUGGUCUGUAUGCUGGUCGGCGCUUACUACAACACGAUCAACGCCUGGUCCUUCUACUUCAUUGUCGACUCGUUCAAGGCGGAGCUUCCCUGGGGUCGGUGCGGCCAGGAGUGGAACACACCGGACUGCAUGGACGAGAACAACGCCAGGAACAUCACCAACACCUCCAUCAGUUCGGCGGACGAAUACUUCGAACGACAGUUGUUGGAAUCUCACCGAUCUACAGGAAUAGACGACUUGGGAGGUGUCAAAUGGUCCCUCUGUCUCUGUCUGCUGUUGACAUUUCUCAUCAUCUACUUCACUCUUUGGAAGGGAAUUCAGCAAUCUGGAAAGAUGGCAUGGGUGACCGCUCUGUCUCCGUACGUCGUCCUGUUUCUGAUGCUGAUUCUCGGAUGCACGUUGCCAGGCGCGGCAAACGGAGUCAAGUAUUAUAUCGUACCCGACUUUGAACGUCUGCUUUCACCGGAAGUGUGGAUAGACGCAGCCGGACAGAUAUUUUUCUCCCUGGGUACAGGUAUUGGAGCUUUGAUUGCGCUAGGCAGCUACAACAAAUUCAACAACAACUGUCUUUUGGAUGCUGUAUUAACAAGCUCUAUCAACUGCGCCACAAGUAUAGUGUCUGGUUUUGCCGUUUUCUCGAUGCUUGGCUACAUGGCAGAAAUGCAACACACGACUGUAGACAAGGUUGCAACUGAGGGUCCUGGGAUGGUUUUUGUCGCCUGUCCUCUGGCGAUCGCCACCAUGGACGGUUCCCAGUUCUGGUCCAUCAUCUUCUUCAUCAUGCUCAUCACACUUGGACUCGGCAGCUCGUUUGGAGCUUUUGAAUCAGUCCUUACAGCUUUGUGCGACCAAUUUCCAAAACUGUCCGCCAACCGACCGAUUGUACUUGCUAUUGUAUUAACAUCAUGCUUCUUAAUUUCACUACCAAGCGUAACUUACGGGGGUUCUUACGUGGUUAAUCUGCUGGACCUGCACGCUGCACCCACACCACUCAUCUUCUUCUGUUUUAUAGAGGUCGUGGCAGUCAACUGGGUUUACGGGUGGCGUCGAUUUUCGUCAGACAUUGAGCAAAUGCUUGGCCAGCAACCUUCUAUGUUCUGGAAAGUGUGCUGGGUGGUCAUUUCACCAAUUUCUUUAUUGGUGUUACUUAUACAAACCGUUUAUAAGUACCCUGGCCUGAUGCUCGGGGAUUACGUCUACCCUGCGUGGUCAGUUACUCUUGGCUGGUGUCUAACGUCUGCUUCCAUAAUGUGUGUACCAGGUUUCAUGAUCUAUUCGUUCUUUGCUGCGAAGGGAAACGUGAAGGAGAAAAUCCGAAAGAUCGUUUAUCCAACUGAAUCCCCAAUACAGGUUAAAUAUUAGAAGAUGUGGAAAACUGAACUGGAAGUGAAAUAUGCAGAAGAAUAUGGAUACUGCUAUUCGAAAUAUAUUUAUAAUAAUACUAUAAUUUAUAAUAGUGCAUCAAUAUUUGCAAUGAAUCACCAGACUCGGUUGCAAUAUUACUAUACUUAUCAAUUUUACAAUUAUGUGUUUUUGUAUAGUCAGCUGUAUGCAUAUAUCUGUAUUAUUCACAAGAUGGAUAAAAUAUAUUUAAUCACA
Molecule: messenger RNA, 4054 nt
Organism: Gigantopelta aegis
Lineage: Eukaryota; Metazoa; Mollusca; Gastropoda; Neomphalida; Peltospiridae
Exons: 30
Coding region: 134-3817 (1227 amino acids)
Biological process (GO): serotonin uptake; sodium ion transmembrane transport
Cellular component (GO): neuron projection; membrane
Molecular function (GO): serotonin:sodium:chloride symporter activity; serotonin binding
Source: RefSeq, a predicted model, not a curated record